Messenger RNA from Lathyrus oleraceus (garden pea), 1004 nucleotides. RefSeq names its product glutathione S-transferase F9. Gene Ontology annotation, biological process: glutathione metabolic process. The transcript is spliced from 2 exons. Gene Ontology annotation, molecular function: glutathione transferase activity; glutathione binding. The coding region runs from base 160 to 807 and encodes 215 amino acids. The record is from RefSeq and is a predicted model, not a curated record. Gene Ontology annotation, cellular component: cytoplasm. Lineage: Eukaryota; Viridiplantae; Streptophyta; Magnoliopsida; Fabales; Fabaceae.
UUUUCUGCAGCCAUAAUUUGAUUUACUGUAGAAAGAAUUCAAUGACCAUGACACAAUGACAUUCUUGGAACUUUCCUUUUACUCCACUUACACAACUCAACUCUGACACACACAGAGUCCCAAACAAGAUAAACUCUUGAAAUUUCUUGGGUAGAAAACAUGGUGGUGAAAGUGUAUGGUCCAACCUAUGGUUGUUCGAAAAGGGUGUUGGCCUGUCUGUUUGAAAAAGAAAUAGAGUUUGAAACAGUUGAUAUUGAUCUCUUCAAGGGAGAGCAUAAACAACCCGAUUUCCUCAAACUGCAACCUUUUGGAGAGGUUCCUCUUAUUCAAGAUGGUGAUUUUACCCUCUACGAAUCUCGAGCAAUAAUCAGAUACUAUGCAGAAAAGUACAAGGACCAAGGAACCGAUUUAUUAGGAAAUACAAUAGAAGAAAGAGGUCUUGUGGAACAAUGGCUUGAAGUGGAUGCUCAUAGCUUUCAGCCACCAAUCUACAGCUUGGUCAUCCAUGUUCUGUUUGCUCCAUUAAGGGGUGUUCCUUCUGACCAUAAACUGAUUGAAGAGAGUGAUGAAAAGAUCAAAAAAGUGUUGGAUAUUUAUGAAGACAGACUAUCAAAAACAAAGUACUUGGCUGGUGAUUUCUUCAGUCUUGCUGAUCUUAGUCAUCUUGGAUUUGGUCACUAUUUGGUGAAUCAAACUGGGAGAGGAAAUUUGGUUAGAGAAAGGAAACAUGUGAGUGCUUGGUGGGAUGAUAUCAGUAGCAGACCAUCUUGGAAGAAGGUUCUCGAGUUAUAUAAAUACCCUGUCUAAUGGUUCUGCUGGUGAACUUCAUUGCAAAUACACCAAAUAAGUAAUAUGGUUUGAAUAAAAUGGAGGCUACAGCAAUGUACUGAUCUGCUGUUUGAUUUCUAGUUUGGUUUGUUCUAGUUAAUAUGUUGUAGGAAGCUCCAAAUAUAUGUAUGUUUUUGUUAAACCUGGUUGCAAUAAUAAAAUUUCAUGUUUGGUCA